This is a messenger RNA of Penicillium waksmanii, 1728 nucleotides long. RefSeq names its product Zn(II)2Cys6 transcription factor. Gene Ontology annotation, cellular component: nucleus. Bases 1 to 1728 code for a protein of 575 amino acids. The transcript is spliced from 4 exons. The record is from RefSeq and is a predicted model, not a curated record. Gene Ontology annotation, molecular function: zinc ion binding; transcription cis-regulatory region binding; DNA-binding transcription factor activity, RNA polymerase II-specific. NCBI's taxonomy places the organism in Eukaryota, Fungi, Ascomycota, Eurotiomycetes, Eurotiales, Aspergillaceae. Gene Ontology annotation, biological process: regulation of DNA-templated transcription.
AUGCCGCCAGAUCGAGGGCGCGCCUCUCGAGCGUGUGCCUCAUGCAGAAAGCAGAAGACUCGUUGCUACGAACCUGGUGUUCCAGGCAAAGCCUGCCUCAGAUGUGAACGUCUUCGUCAGAACUGCUCGCUGAUCGACAUAGAGGGCAAUGAGACUGAUCCGAUACCCCCGUCUUCCGGUACCGAUGCGCGUCCAGGCAGUGAAGUCUACCAGCAAACCAAAACUAACACGAUGAUCAGACUUGAACGCCUGGAAAGAACAGUUGCCACUCUCCUGGACAGACUGGGCGAAGGUCCUCCCAGCAUAGGGGAUGACUCAAACACGCCUGCCAGCGCACUGACAAGCUCGGAAGCGGGUGACCCAACCCCAGCGGCCUUCAAGGAGACGGAAUCUUCCGCGGCUCCGAUCAUGGUCAUACGCGAUCUGGCCACCGACUCAGGUCUGAAGCCGUCGCCUGACACAAAAUCCCUGGGAUCGGUGCUAGACGACCUUAUCACUCCCGAUCUGGCCCUCACCCUGAUUUCAAUCUUUCUCGAACACUAUGGCGACUGGAUUAUGUGGGACCCAGAGUCCGACCCGGUGCCACUUCUACCCCGUGUGAGGAAUGCGCCACUGCUUUUUUGCGCUUGCUGUCUCCUAGCCGUCCGGUAUACCUCGGAAGAACUCGCCGCCAGUCUCGCUCCGAAAUUAUACGAAUGUGCUCGCUCGCUGGUCUCGAGCACCCUUCUAGUGGCGCCCCAAUCCCUGGAAUUCUUUCAAGCCGCUCUAAUUCUCUGCAUGUGGUCGACCACCGUGGGACAGGUGCCCUUGAGUAUCGAUACCUGGCUCCUUAGCGGAUUUGCCCUACAGCAUUCUCAAUCCAAUCCGCUUUUUGCGGAGAUUACGGCUCAAUCACCACCGUCUGCUCGGUUGGACAAAAGGACGGCCAGCCUUGGAUGCCUGUGGAAUCAUCUGUGCUUGGCGCACUUGCAUUAUUGUAUAGGUACAAGUCGUCGAUCGAUGCUGCAGUCCUGGCACAUCGAACGGACCCGCUUGAUUCUGGACUCUGAUCACGCGACAAAUUUUGAAACUCGCAUGGUCGCGGAAAUUCAUCUUUAUUGGACUUUAUACCGGCAUCUUAUUGAAGCCCCGACCGACCUUUUGAAAUCAGUUGCGGAUUUACAAACUUGGAGAAGGGAGUGGGAAUUUCUCCUCGUACAACCAAGAUCACAAUUCCUUUCAAUGGGCUUCCACUUCUCAAACCUAAUCCUCUACGAACACGCCCUGAAAUCCAAAUCCGCCCGGGGCCGAGACUCGGUCGUUUCGGAGAUGAUUCGCCACUCAACCGCUAUCCUCCACCUGCCCAUGGACGCCGUGGAUCAACAUACCCGCCACUUGAGCGACCAUAUCUACCACAUGAUCACAUUCGCGGCAAUAGUGAUCUGCCGCUUACUCAAUAACUACGAAACACAACUGGCGGCUACAUAUAAUAUCGCCGAACUGGACACUUUGAUCUGCAAUCUUGUCCAAUGGCUGCAUGGCAUCGGCCUCCCUUGUCAUGCGGCGUAUACACUAGCCAAUAUCAUUGCGAAGGUACAUCAGAAACUUCGACCACGAGUUAUGGAGGCGUUACCUAUUGCUGUUCCUGUGGAUGAUUUUCCGGAGGACAGUUUUACGAAUUAUUAUUUCCCGGAGUUUUUGGGCCUGGGGGCUUCGGCCGGGGUAAUUGGGAUUUAUUGUCUGAUUUGA